This is a messenger RNA of Wasmannia auropunctata (little fire ant), 1509 nucleotides long. Its product is annotated as extensin. Gene Ontology annotation, cellular component: transcription regulator complex. Gene Ontology annotation, molecular function: transcription coregulator activity. NCBI's taxonomy places the organism in Eukaryota, Metazoa, Arthropoda, Insecta, Hymenoptera, Formicidae. The record is from RefSeq and is a predicted model, not a curated record. The coding region runs from base 220 to 1308 and encodes 362 amino acids. The transcript has 8 exons. Gene Ontology annotation, biological process: regulation of transcription by RNA polymerase II.
GUCGUGAAAAAAUGUAGGAAACCUAACGAAUUUAUGAUCCUUGCCUUGCAGUUGCUCGCGGGCCCCGAAAUGGAAGGAAUCGAUCUAAUCAUCAGACAUAAGGAUGAAACUCUGAAGCUCUCCUAGUCGCUAAUACGACUAGCAUGGAGGGGCUGAUUUAUUGAUAAUUCAAUAAAUACACAACAUUGAACAGCGAGGAAUUGUCAAGUAUUGUCAAAAAUGCCGGCGAUACUAGUCGGACCGCCGCAACGCAAUGAGCAAAUGUGGCAGGCGCUCAAGAUUCAUAUCUUGAGGGAGCGACAACGAAAGAAACAAGAACAAGAGGCUGACGCUGAGGAGGAGCGUUUACGCAAGGAGAGGGAACGCCAGCAGAAGCAAGACGUGAUGACGUUAGGCGAGACGCGGGAACAGAUUUCCAACUUGGACAACGAACUGUCUCAACUGAAAGCGGAGAAGCAUCAGUUGUUCCUGCAAUUGAAGAAGGUUCUGAACGAGGACGACAGAAGGCGACAACUGAUAAAAGAAACCAACGUUUGCUCGGAAGUUUCGACGACAGUAGGAGGGUAUCCCACAGCGGGUCCAAGGGUGGUACAUCCGCAAUUGUUUCUGCCGCUACCACGCAGCAGCAGUCCUCUCUACAAGGUUGCCGUUGGCACACCGACGCAUCUAUUACAGAGUGGAACUAUGAAAAGGACUCACACUCCGUCGCCGCCGCCCACUGCGUCAUAUCACAGCGCGUACGGCUACAAACCACCACCGUCUAUUCCGAGUUAUAAUCCACCACCUCCUAAAUCUGAGGAUGCUAGAAGAUCCGGCGAUGCUAGGGCAGUUCUUUGGAACAAGAAUAAUCAGUACUCCGCAUCGAAUUUCUAUUCGGCGCCCGCAGGCCAGAGUGUUUACAGUUACUCGGCGCCAGUCUCACAGCCGUCUCGAGAAUCCUCGGAAUCAGCUAAACCAGUUUAUCUCUCGGGCGGUAGAGCGCCACUGGCCACACAUCAGACUGCAUAUGUGACUAAUUUACACUCGAUGGAGCACAAGGGUGCCUACGGCGAGGACAAGUUUUACUUGCGGCCGACGAAUCACGUUACCGUUCACGGUGGAGCUAUCCCGAUUCAACAACCGCCCCAGGGCGCGAAAACAGGCGGAAUUACUUCGGGUUAUCCUGUACGAGCACCUCAACCACCCAGUUCGUAUCCGCCACCACCGCCCCCGUCUCCCGGUACCUACGUGAGUGGUGCAGCUGCCAAUGUACCCGGUAGGCUACUGUACACGCAACCUGGUGCUCGCUACCUUCAACGAGAAAUAUAGGAUCAUAUGUUUCACAAUGAAGGAUUUUAAUCUCUAACACGCGUCAUUCUUUCUCGUGCGGGGUGUUGAAAUCUAUAAAUUACAAUCUGCGUUCGAUGAACCAUUCACGAGGAAUGAUUAGUCGAUAAUUGUAUAUUGUGUAAAAUACAAACAAGAUGAAUGUACAUGUAAAGAGUUAUUUGAAAUCAAGUUUAAAACAAA